CCCCGCCGCGGCGCCAUGGCCUCGGAGUCGGUGAAGGUGGUGGUGCGCUGCCGCCCCAUGAACCAGCGGGAGCGGGAGCUGAACUGCCAGCCCGUGGUGACGGUGGACUCCGCGCGCGGCCAGUGCUUCCUGCAGAACCCGGGCGCCGCCGACGAGCCCCCCAAGCAGUUCACCUUCGACGGCGCCUACUACGUGGACCACUUCACCGAGCAGAUCUACAACGAGAUCGCCUACCCGCUGGUGGAGGGUGUCACUGAGGGCUACAAUGGCACCAUCUUCGCCUAUGGCCAGACGGGCAGCGGGAAGUCCUUCACCAUGCAGGGCCUGCCGGACCCACCUUCCCAGAGAGGCAUCAUCCCCAGGGCCUUCGAGCACGUUUUUGAGAGCGUCCAGUGCGCAGAGAAUACCAAGUUCCUGGUCCGGGCCUCCUACCUGGAGAUCUACAAUGAAGAUGUCCGUGACCUGCUGGGGGCUGACACCAAGCAGAAGCUGGAGCUGAAGGAGCACCCGGAGAAGGGCGUGUACGUGAAGGGGCUGUCCAUGCACACGGUACACAACGUGGCCCAGUGCGAGCGCGUCAUGGAGGCCGGCUGGAAGAACCGCUCGGUGGGCUACACGCUGAUGAACAAGGACUCCUCGCGCUCCCACUCCAUUUUCACCAUCAGCAUUGAGAUCUACGCCGUGGAUGAGCGGGGCAAGGACCACCUCCGGGCGGGCAAGCUGAACCUGGUGGACCUGGCGGGCAGCGAGCGGCAGUCCAAGACGGGUGCCACGGGGGAGCGGCUCAAGGAGGCCACCAAGAUCAACCUGUCGCUGUCGGCCCUGGGCAACGUCAUCUCGGCCCUGGUGGACGGGCGCUGCAAACACAUCCCCUACCGGGACUCGAAGCUGACGCGGCUGCUGCAGGACUCGCUGGGCGGCAACACCAAGACGCUGAUGGUGGCCUGCCUGUCGCCCGCAGACAACAACUACGACGAGACGCUGAGCACGCUGCGCUACGCCAACCGGGCCAAGAGCAUCAAGAACAAGCCACGCAUCAACGAGGACCCCAAGGACGCCCUCCUGCGCGAGUACCAGGAGGAAAUCAAGAAGCUGAAGGCCAUCCUGGCCCAGCAGAUGGGCCCCAGCAACCUGUCAGCCCUGCUGUCCAGUCAGGUCCCCCUAAACCCUGUCCAGAGUGAGGAGAAGCUGGCGCCCCCCUCUGCGCUCCAGUCUGACACAGAAGCCGAGAAGCAGCUGAUUCGGGAGGAGUACGAGGAGCGCCUGGCCCGGCUGAGGGCCGACUAUGAGGCGGAGCAGGAGUCCCGGGCCCGGCUGGAGGAGGACAUCACUGCCAUGCGCAACUCGUACGACGUGAAGGUGUCCACGCUGGAGGAGAACCUGCGCAAGGAGACAGAGGCUGUCCUGAAGGCGGAGGUCCUCAAGGCGCAGGGCAUGUCCAGGGCCGAGUUUGCCAACAGGUCUGAGCACCCCCCGGCCUUCCACUAUGAGACGGCCGUGAAGCCUGAGAUCUACUCCAUGGCGCACACCCUGCCCGGCGAGGAUGUCUCCAAGACUGAGGUUUCUCCCGGGUUCGAGGAGCUGCCCAAGGCGGAGACCUCCAAGUCUGAGCUGUCUCUGGGGUCUGAUGAGUUGUCCGGGUUCGAGGAGACCUCCAUGUCCGAGGCCUUCCCCGGGCCUCGGGACGAGGCGGAGGCCAAGGGCAGAUACUUCCCAGACCGGUGCCUCCACGGGGAGGCCACAGAGCCGCUGCAGGAGGGGCCUGUCCCCCAGGAGGAGGAGGAGGAGGAGGAGGAGGAGCAGCAGCCCCGGCUGUCGGCCCUGGAGCUGUUCCCCAGCCUGCACGACCCAUUUGCCGAGGUGGAAGCCAAGCUGGCCAGGCUCUCCUCCACAGUGGCCGGGACAGAGGUGCUGCAGGCCGGUGGACCCAAGGUCCCCUCGCAGCACCCUUCCCUGACCGAUCUGCUGGGGCCUGGUAUUGAUGUCACUGGGUCUGAAGCUGAGACAACUGCCUGCCUCCUGCCCAAGACUGAGGCUGGCCAGGGUCCCGAAGUGGUGGCCCAGGCCGCGGUGGCGUUGGAGCCUCCGCCUGAGCCCUUGCUGGCCGUGACAAGCGUGAGAAGGGACAGUGUGGGUGUGGAGGUGGCGGUGCUGACCGACAAGCUGCUCCCCGUCGUGGACCAGGAGCGGGUGCUGGCCCGCCUGCAGCUGUUGGAGCAGCAGGUGGUUGGAGGGGAGCAGGCCAAGAACAAGGACCUGAAGGAGAAGCACAAGCGGCGGAAGCGGUACGCAGACGAGCGCAAGAAGCAGCUGGUGGCGGCCUUGCAGAACUCGGACGAGGACAGCGGGGACUGGGUGCUGCUCAACGUCUACGACUCCAUCCAGGAGGAGGUGUGGGCUAAGAGCAAGCUGCUGGAGAAGAUGCAGAGGAAGCUGCGCGCCGCCGAGGUGGAGAUCAAAGACCUGCAGUCGGAGUUCCAGCUGGAGAAGAUCGAUUACUUGGCCACCAUCCGGCGGCAGGAGCGUGACUUCAUGCUGUUCCAGCAGCUCCUGGAGCAGGUGCAGCCCCUCAUCCGUCGGGACUGUAACUACAGCAACCUGGAGAAGAUCCGCCGCGAGUCCUGCUGGGACGAGGACAGUGGCUUCUGGAAGAUCCCCGAGCCCAUCAUCAUAAAAACCAGCCUCCCAGUAGUUCCAACAGGGCCACAGAACAAGGCGUCCUGCAAAACCUCGGCAGCAGACAACAGUGAACCGGGCACGGAAGAAGACCGCUACAGGCUGAUGCUCAGUCGGAGCGACAGUGAAAACAUUGCCAGUAACUACUUCCGGUCCAAGCGAGCCAGCCAGAUCCUCAGCACGGAUCCCAUGAAGAGCCUCACGCGUCACAGCUCGCCGCCUGGCCUCAGCUCCCCCCUCGGCAGCACCUCAGCCAUCUCGCCCACCCAGGCCCCAGAAAUGCCCCAGCCCCGGCCCUUCCGCCUCGAGUCCCUCGACGUCCCCUUCACCAAGGCCAAGCGGAAGAAAAGCAGAAGCAGCUUCGGCAGCAGCGAGCCUCUGUAAGCACGGCCUCCUCCCACCUGCCCCCGCCGGGUCUGGACGCCCCAGGGGGCCCCCCUGGAAGAGGCUUUUCCUUCCUGAUCCCCAGGCCGUCAGGAGGCUGGGCCUCCCUUGCAGAGGUGCGCCCCUCCUCCGUGCCCCCCAGUGUUGCUCUGGCCUCGAUGGGCUCAGAGACCCCACAGCUUUCACCAGCAGCCAACACCGGGGGCAGUGACAGCAUCUUGGCGACGGACAGUUGUGCCUCUGUCCACCAGGCCCCGACCCGGGGAGAGGCCGGGCGGUGCGGGCCCAGGAGUCCCGGAGCAGCUGUACCACGCUGCUAGGUCUACGGCCUAGGAGCUGCCCCACAUGAAGCCGCCCCAAUAAACUGCCUUUUACUGA
This is a messenger RNA of Canis lupus familiaris (dog), 3438 nucleotides long. RefSeq names its product kinesin family member 17 (gene KIF17). NCBI's taxonomy places the organism in Eukaryota, Metazoa, Chordata, Mammalia, Carnivora, Canidae. Gene Ontology annotation, molecular function: microtubule binding; ATP binding; microtubule motor activity. Gene Ontology annotation, biological process: microtubule-based movement. The record is from RefSeq and is a predicted model, not a curated record.